Molecule: messenger RNA, 2080 nt
Organism: Caenorhabditis elegans
Lineage: Eukaryota; Metazoa; Nematoda; Chromadorea; Rhabditida; Rhabditidae
Gene: R05D11.9
Product: Sphingomyelin phosphodiesterase 4
Exons: 11
Coding region: 3-1925 (640 amino acids)
Cellular component (GO): membrane
Molecular function (GO): sphingomyelin phosphodiesterase D activity
Source: RefSeq, marked reviewed
AGAUGUUCCAGCAGCGGCAGACACCAACAGAAUUUUCACAGAUGGACGAUGUAGUUUCAAUUUGUAGGGAGAUCAGUUCGAAUAUCAUUUCCACAGACAAGAAUGUUCCUAUUUCAAAAAUGAUUAUUCAUAAAAUCUUCAAGAAUCCCCACAUCGAUUUGUGCUCCAUCCUCCCACCUCUAAUACAACAACAUUAUCCAGAUUCUCCUUAUUGUCACAUCCAAUCACUGAUAAACUCAAAUUCAGUUUUCUUCGAAACCGUCCUGGAGGAUGAUCAGCUUUGUACUGAACUUUGGGACAGUAUUCUACAUCAAUGCGAAGUGUCAACUGCGCCAACUGAGCCUGCAAAAGAUUCAAUUCUGUUCUCAGCAGUUUCUCAAUAUGUCACAAGAAUUCUUCCAUGCGAUGAGACGGCACCUUCUUCGAUGUCAGUCCCAAGAUCUCCAAAAAUCACCCAUCAAACUAUUCGGACGCCACUUCAGCUCUUUCGUGCCGAUUCGCCCCUUGUUAAUCGAGUUAGCAUUGAAGAACGGAGUCAAAUGAUGUCAGUCUCUACCGUCAGUUUCCAACCACGCCUCGUCCAGAAUUUCUGCAAUUUUGUAACAAAGUCUUGCACGACUGCCCAGUUUACGAAUGCAAACAAAUUGCUUUUAAUUCGAUAUCUCCUGAAACAAUUCCACGUGUUCUGUCAGUUCAGCACAGGCGAUCCGGAAGUUGAUAACUGGAAGUUGGAUUUGAUGGCUUCUGCUCCUUUCAGAUUUUCGCUUUACGAUUUCUUUAAAAGCUCCGUAACUCAAGUGCCUACAACCAUAGUUUUUAGAGAUAUAACAAUGUGCUGGCUUACUUAUUGCCGUCCUUGGCGUUAUCACAACAUGUCAAAUCCGUCGGAUUUCGCUCCAGCGGCCAAAUAUCGUCAGUUCUUUGAGAAAAACGUGGAAUUCUAUGAAGUGAUACUUGGCAAGAUUCUCAAACGAUUCUCGGCAUUUGAAAUGUGCGAGGAGCUUCUUGGAUCACUGCGAGCUAUCAUAGAAUUUGCAUGGAAAGAGCCACAAACACUUCUGCUCCGUCAUAUCCAACUAGACAUUCAACCACAUUCUCUUGAACUGUUGAAACAAAUGCAAGUGGUUGUUAGAAUGCAUCGGAGUGCGAUUCAGAAAGAACAAGAUGAACACUCAGGAUUCUGGAACUCUUUAUUCUAUAGUGGUGAUUCGGCUAGAACACAGUCCAGUCGAAGACUUGUUAGCGAAUUGUUAACACUAAUGAAAGACAGCGAUUCUUAUGUUGGAACUCAUUUUAUGCCGGAAAUGGAAGAUUCUGUAUUGGCAAAUAGAACAGGGAAUGAAACUUUUCAUAAGGAAAAAUUAUACACAUCACUUUUGAACGAAACACCAAAAUCUGGUCUUGGAAUACCUGAUCAUUUUGUUGAUGGACCAUCAAAUCAUAUGCUGUUAACACCAAUCGGACAACGACAAGUUUUGAAUAGAGAAAAACGUUUUGACUACUCCAAUUGCAUUAAAGAUGAUCCAAAAGCUCCAACAAGAAGCUACGAACUUGGGAUUGCUGUUAAAUUGACGACUUCUUUGGCUCAGAAGCUCAACGAACUUUCAUUUGUUCAGAAAAUUGGAGAUCAUUAUUCACAACAAAGUGUAAUUGGUGCAAUUGCUCGUAAAGUAAUGUAUCCACCGGUGCCAAAUCUAGAUCCGAAUGCAACAGUUCCAGCGUAUUCAGCAAGAAUUAUACGAUCACCUCCUUUGCUUCGUUUACGGUAUUUUGCCAGCUACCAGUCAAUUUUCUUCAUGAUAUGGCUACUAUUCGCUCUGAAAUACGGAUUAACUUUUACAAUUGUCUCUCUGAUUCUCAUCGCACUCUCGGUCACUGUACUCUUGUUCAUUGAGCUCGAUUCCGGGUCUUCAUCAUCUUACUGACACUUGUUUGUGAUUUCUCUGCUCCACCACUGUCAUCAUCUCGUCUGUUUUUUUUUGUUUUCUGUCUGAAUUUUAAUCAAAUCUUUUUAAUUUAUUUUUUUCUUCUAAUCAAAUUCUAGUUCGUUUCUUUUUUCAUGGAGUAAACAUUCAAUCAU